AUGCAGAAAUUGCUGGCUUUCUUUCACGAAUACGCCCUGGUCAUAGGUCUGACUUCCUAUAGAUUUGUGAACGGCAGGUUUCAACAGACUAGAAUAACUAAGACUUAUGUAUGGAUUGUAAAUCUUGGACUUUUGGCAGCUUUGCCCUACUGCAUGUGGGAAGUUUCCAAGUUCAAUUCGUCCAUCUCUCUAUAUCCGCGAUUUGUAAAAACAGUGCCGUAUGUCCUCGAUUCCAUCAACAAUGCAGUAAUUCUGUACGCGUUGGUUUUGCGUGGCCGUCGGGAUAAAAUUCUCUUGGAAAUGGAUAGGUUAAUCACUCAGGUGAAUCGUGAGAUGUCCAAAUCCGGAAAGAAUACGAGCUCAAAGCUAUGCAAAGUGCUCUAUUUGAAGAUUUGUUUAGUUGCAUCCCGAUCGCUGCACAAUUUGAUGCAGUGUUUUAUUUACGGAUUACCAGUGGAAUUUCGUUUUAAGCCGCGAAUAUCAUGUCUUAUAGUGACCAUUGGCAAGAACUUGGUAGUUGCCAGCACAUUCCAAUACUUUCUUGUAUUCUGGAACAUUGCCCGAGGCUAUGAUUUCAUCAAUGAGCGCAUAGAUGAGCUUAUUCCGCAGUCGAAGUCUAAAAAGAAGGAAAUUUCACGACUGUGGGAUUUGCACUUCAAGCUUGGUCGAACUUUUACACGGAUAAAUCGACUUUUUGGUCCUCAAAUGCUGACUGCUCGAUUAAAUUACUUUUCCUACACCGUCAUGAAUAGUUACUUUGGCAUUCUACUCUGGAACGAAAAAAGCACACCCAAUUUCUUUAUGUGUAUGUGGUCCAUCGUGUUCUUACUGCACACCAUGAGUUCCUUCCUGAGUGACUAUAUUAUCGGCCUAGCGACUGAAACUCAGAGUAAACGUAGAGACUCGAUUACCGAAGAAAAUGGAACUAUGUCUAAGGAGACAAGUGCUUAUAUCAUUUAUGAAACCAGCAUGAAGUUGACGGAAAGAUUUGUGGACUCUUCAAAGCCAAUUUAA
Messenger RNA from Drosophila serrata, 1014 nucleotides. RefSeq names its product putative gustatory receptor 59b. The record is from RefSeq and is a predicted model, not a curated record. NCBI's taxonomy places the organism in Eukaryota, Metazoa, Arthropoda, Insecta, Diptera, Drosophilidae.